This is a messenger RNA of Zasmidium cellare ATCC 36951, 531 nucleotides long. RefSeq lists its product as uncharacterized. Lineage: Eukaryota; Fungi; Ascomycota; Dothideomycetes; Mycosphaerellales; Mycosphaerellaceae. The record is from RefSeq and is a predicted model, not a curated record. The transcript is spliced from 3 exons. Bases 1 to 531 code for a protein of 176 amino acids.
AUGGCCGACCCACUCUCCGCCGCUGCCGCCGCCUCCCUCGCCCAAGCCGCCAUCGAGCACAAGAAGCAUGUGCUCUGCGACGUCGUCGCCGAGCACGUGCGCAGCGGCGAGCCCGUCACGGGCUACUCUCACUUUUGGCCGGUCGUCGCGCAGACCCUGAAGGAGCGCCACGGCAUCAGCGACAGCUACUCCUCCACUAGGAAGGAGUACAUGGGACUGCGCGCCUGGGCCGUCGCCAAUCGCACGGGCAAGGACGGCGAUGAACGCAAGUUCAUCAAGAGAUCUCUCCGUCGCGCGGCUCGGCAGCAAGCUGCCGUUACCCGGGAUGGUGGCGUGGUGGGAGAGGAGGGAGAGGGAGAUGAUGAGGAGAACGAGGACGGAGGUGAGGGAGGUGAAGGCCCCUCAGCCUUCCACGCGAACCUGGCGCUGCGUCAGGCUGGUCCGGCGCAGCAGCAGCAGCAGCAGCAGUCUCCUCCACCAGCAGGUGAAAACAUCACCUUCUCGCUCCCAGUCCGCCCCAAGGAGACGUGA